CAGAUCUCUCACAUCCCGGUGCUGGUACCGGUACCGGUAGAGUACUAGUACCGGUACAUGCAUGUAGACUAUUACAGUCGUACCACAUCCGCCAAGAGAAAUCGAUCGAUAGCUCGCACACUCUUGUGAAAUCCCAGCCAUCAUGCCAGCUUGCAGUGGAAGCGGUCUUGAAAAGUCUCCGCGGAAUAGUCUCCUUGCAAUAUUUGCAGUCAUCUUUGUGCUGACAUCCCCUGGCAUGGCUCUUGUAUCCACCAGGGUGAAUCGAGUGUUGUUGCAUCGGUGGUCUGUGCCGAGUCUGAUCCUCGCCAUGUCCUCUACUCCAUCGUCCGCUCUGACGGAGUUUGAGGUGGAACAGAAGUUUGCGCUUCGAUCAUUGGAUGAAACGACCCAAAUUGAAAAGAGACUACAAGAUCUCGGCUUCUUACCCCAGCUAGAAAAUAAAGGUCCAAAAGAGGGAAUGGUCGAUUGGUAUUGGGAUGUUGCUUCUACUGCCAAACAAUGUAAAUGGGCCUUGUCAACCCAGGAUUGCUGGUUGAGACAUCGCCGCCAAGGAGACAAGGCUGCGUGGCAAUUGAAGUUACGACGCAGUGAUGAUUACAAGACAGCAGCUGCCACUGUUUACGAAGAGAUUGCAGGACCUGAGGCGAUUGCCAAAACCAUGAUAUUAUUGUCGACGGUCGCGAAUAGCGACGAUGUUGUCAACAGCCAGAUUUCGCCACAGCAAGGAGAUCUUUUGGACAUGUUUCAGAGAGAAUUCCAACAAGAUCUGCCGACUGAGAUGGUUGACCCGACAACCAACGAGCCAUUAUUGUUGCCGUUUGCCAGGAUUGAAACAAAGCGCUCCAGUUGGAUCCCUUCUGGCGCUCCAGAUUCUCAAUAUUAUGCCACCGUCAAAGUGGACCUCGAUAUGGCAACGUACGGUGAUUGCGACUUGGUCUACGCUGUCGGUGAAGUGGAAGAAGUAGUCCAUUCUGCUGACGAGAUUGCAGCGGCCCGAGAAAGGGUCCAGGCAUUCAUAGAGAAACUGACGGGCGUGGCGACAAAGCAACCUGAGGCAUCGCCCACGGUCAUGGGAAAGUUGGAGUACUACUUGAGCCACCAUCGUCCUGAUCACUAUCAAGCCUUGGUAGAAAGUGGGAUCCUGAAGUAAUAUGUGGACAGAGUGGUUCUCUCUAUUCUGAAAAAUGUUAGCUACUGCACGCCAUGUACAAAUUCUACAAAUCCGAAAAGAACUCCUCAUUUUUCGUUUUGAGCUUUUUGGCUCGGUUGUCAUUUUUCGUUGGUUGCUUGUCAUCACCGCUGUCGUCGUCACUGUCGUCGUCGUCGUCUUCUUCUUCUUCUUCCUCGUCUUCUUCGUCCAUAUCUUCCCAUUCGUCAUCGCUGGCUUGACCACCCUUGUUGACUUUGGCUGCAGCGGCGGCGGCUGCAGGAGCCGGUCGUUUCCGUGGCUUGUCGUCUUGUUUGUCUUCCUCCUCGUCUUCCUCAUCAUCGUCAUGUAGAAUUAAAUUUUUGGUAUCCCACAAGCGAAUGUAGGGAUCGUGACUGACACUAC
Molecule: messenger RNA, 1552 nt
Organism: Seminavis robusta
Lineage: Eukaryota; Bacillariophyta; Bacillariophyceae; Naviculales; Naviculaceae
Source: the annotation of a GenBank genome assembly